Molecule: messenger RNA, 2424 nt
Organism: Symbiodinium sp. CCMP2456
Lineage: Eukaryota; Dinophyceae; Suessiales; Symbiodiniaceae
Source: the annotation of a GenBank genome assembly
AUGUACAACACGCCAACGCUGAGCACCGCCAGUUGUUCUCCCCAGCAGCGGCUGAGCGACGUUCAGAACAUGGCCGGGAUCUCGCCGCGGAAGAGGUAUGGAGCUUCGGAGAAGCGUGAGCCUGUGGAGGUUUCUUUUGGAGUGGGAACGCGCCCGAAUAACGGCGUCACCCUCGUGGAGCCAACGGCAUACCGUCGCGCGCAGCAAAUAGGCGCGAGAUCAGAGCCCUCGGAAACAUCGCAGAGCCCGCAGCGACAGUGGCAAGUCGAGCCGCUUACCGCGAACUCGACCAAAGCCCGUCCCUGGCGCCAGCAGGUUCAGGAAAAGCCUGCGACCCUCGGGGACGACAGUAUAGCGGCCACCAGCGGGUCCGCGCGCGAUUCGCUGAGGGGCCUCGCUGCUGAGCGAGAUCGCCUCCAACGCCAGGUGCAAGAGAUGCGAAGUGAUGUGUCGAAUACCAGACAGGACCUUUCUUCGCAGCAUGCGAGGCAGAAAGUGCAAACGGAGGAAUUGCCUCCUGGCAAGCGGGGCACCCUGCAAGACCUGCAGGCAGAGGCGCAGAGACUCCAAACAGAGCAGCGGCGGCAGGCCGCAGCUCUGAAAGGCUCGCUCAAGGCGCCCGACCCCUCUGCCAACGUGCGGCUGGAGAAACAGGUGGAAGGCGUCGUGUCGAUUGUGAAGGGCCAGGAGGAGCGUUUCGAGCGGCUCGAGACUGACAUCACCUCUGCCUAUGAGUCUCAAAGGAAGCAGCUGCAGCAGGCACUUGCAGAGAACAGGCAGCUUGCCAAGGGUCUUGAAGAAGACUCGAUGAGGAGACAGAACAUGAUGGCAGAACUCAUGGAGAAGGUGACGCGCAACUCUGCAGUGAACCAGCUUUCUUCAGAGCUGGCCAAUGCGUCGACAGUGAUUCAGGGCCAGACUGCAGACUGGUCUGUGCUGUCUCGGCAGAUUCGGCAGGAGGUAACAGGCCUUGCAAGCGAGAUGAAGGCGGAUCGUGAAUCUCGCGCAUUGGAGUGCGCUUCCAACCGUGUGGAGGUUGUGAAGAUGGUUGAAGAUGCUCGUCGUCAAGGUGCCAUGGAGGCGAUGGGACUUCACGACCAGGGUGGAGUGCCAGACUUGUAUCUGCCAGCGGGCGCAGAGGCCAUGAUCUCGCGACCUGGCAUCCUGGCCGUUCACAACCUGGUAGACAUCAACUGCAAAAUCUUGCGCGACAUGGAGGACCAGCUGGUCAUCCGGGCGGGCUUCGUCGCGGGAGUCUUCCACACUUGGCGCUUCCAGGCAAAUCUGAUGAAAACCGGGCGUCAGUUCGAGGAGCAUUUCCAUGAUAUUCAAGACCAGUGGUCCGCGGAGCUGCAUGCGCACAGGCGGACUUUCGAAGAUCAGCUUGCCGCAGCCGCUGAUAAGGCAGCCGCGCACAAGGAGCACGUGCGGCAACAGCAUGAUCUGCUACUCCGGCAGUGGAUGCUCGGCGAUGCCAAAGGCAUGUACACUUCAAUUUGGAGAGCUUGGUCCGGCUAUGUGGUAAAGGAGAAAACUCGUCUGCGAAAUGCUGCCAACAUCAAAAAGGCUUGCCUCCAGUGGUGCGAGGGAAAGAACAAGGGGCUGAAGCACAGCGUCUUCUCCUCCUGGCAGCAAGAGUACAGCCUGGCUCAUCUUAAGCGCCUGCGGGACCAGGACUUGGACGAGGCCCAAGCAGAAUUUGACGCCGCCAUGAAAGCGCGCCUGGACGAGCUUGAGCAUCAUCGGCAAGGAGCGAAGAAGGCUCUGGAGAAGGCUGUUGCGAAGUGGAAGGACGGUGAACAAAAGGGGAUGGUCACCAUUUGCUUCCGAGCCCUGAAAGAAAACCGUGCGACUGCACGGGCGAAGAAGGGUAAGCACAAAUCCGUCGAAAUGGCGCUCAAGAAGUUCCUGCUGGGUAAAGAUCGCGGCGCGAAGGUGAUGUUAUGGAGCAGCUGGAAGCAGGACAUGUUGGAGUCGCGUCUUCGAGCUUCAGCGCAGAGCAAGCUUCAGGAUCAACUGGAUGCCGAGAGUGCGCGGCUGAAGGCAGAGUUCGAGAUGCAGAUGGACAAGCACGCCGGCAAGCUCGAUGCAGCUCACAGAGCCGUGGAACUGAUGUCGAGGAAGUGGCUGAAGGGCGACUGUUUGGGACUCAUCGACGAGGUCUACAACGUCUGGUCCAAGUUUGCCCUUAAGCGGGCUGAGUCGGAGAAGAAGCUGAAUUCAGUCAAGAUGUCGGUGGCCAAAUGGGCUCGUGGCGAUGCCAAGGGAGUCCUGGUGACCGUGUUCAUGGGCUGGAAGCAAGAUGCGAAAACGGCGGCGGCGGAUAGAAAGAUGGAGGAAGCCCUUUUGAAUGAGCAAGCGAAGCUGGAAGAGAUCCUGGCUGCCCAGCGCGCGGGCCGGGCUCCCAGCUUUGCGGCGCUGUGA